Podarcis lilfordi (Lilford's wall lizard) is the source of this 165-nucleotide messenger RNA. Lineage: Eukaryota; Metazoa; Chordata; Lepidosauria; Squamata; Lacertidae. The record is from the annotation of a GenBank genome assembly.
ACAGACGACGAAGAAGAAGAAGAAGAAGAAGAAGAAGAAGAAGAAGAAGAAGGAGGAGGAGGAGGAGGAGGAGGAGGAGGAGGAGGAGGAGGAGGAGAAGAAACCAUCCAGCAACAAAAUACAUUUGCUCCACACAAUCAGGAACUCAGGUCCACAACCACAUGA